Messenger RNA from Vitis vinifera (wine grape), 2006 nucleotides. RefSeq names its product squalene monooxygenase SE2. The coding region runs from base 169 to 1737 and encodes 522 amino acids. Lineage: Eukaryota; Viridiplantae; Streptophyta; Magnoliopsida; Vitales; Vitaceae. The transcript has 8 exons. The record is from RefSeq and is a predicted model, not a curated record. Gene Ontology annotation, cellular component: membrane; endoplasmic reticulum. Gene Ontology annotation, molecular function: flavin adenine dinucleotide binding; squalene monooxygenase activity. Gene Ontology annotation, biological process: sterol biosynthetic process.
GUCCCCGUUGGCCAGAGCCCAUGUCACCACCCCAUUCUUUUCUAUAAAUUGCCACGCUCUCUCCUCCUCACCCACACCAGAAACACCACAGCUCCACAGAGAAACGUUGUCGUUUCGACGCACUGCUCGAUCUCGUCUUCAGCCCCACAUUCCCACAGGCGCUUGAAGAUGUUCCACCCCUACAUUCUCGGAGCUUUCUUUGCUUCUGUGUUGGGGUUUCUCCUUUACGCUUUACGUGAUAAAGAGAGGAAAGACAACCGCCACCGCCACCAUCGUGCAGAUGGGCUUGUUACGAGUAGCUCCGAAAUCGGGCAAUGUCGCCAGGAUGACGGCUUCGGCACCGAUAUAAUCAUUGUCGGCGCCGGAGUUGCCGGUUCGGCCCUCGCCCACACUCUCGGCAAGGAUGGAAGGCGAGUUCACAUAAUUGAAAGAGACUUGACGGAGCCUGACAGAAUUGUUGGUGAAUUGCUGCAGCCAGGGGGGUACCUGAAACUAAUUGAAUUGGGCCUUGAGGAUUGUGUGGAGGAAAUUGAUGCUCAGCGGGUACUUGGAUAUGCUCUUUUCAAGGAUGGGAAAAAUACAAGACUCUCUUACCCAUUGGAAAAGUUUCAUUCAGAUGUGGCGGGAAGGAGCUUCCACAAUGGUCGUUUCAUACAGAGGAUGAGAGAAAAAGCUGCUUCUCUUUCCAAUGUACGUAUGGAGCAAGGAACAGUAACAUCACUCCUUGAAGAAAAUGGGACUAUUAAGGGGGUUCAAUACAAAACGAAGGCUGGUCAAGAACUUAAAGCAUAUGCACCACUUACAAUUGUGUGUGAUGGUUGCUUCUCAAAUUUGCGUCGCUCUCUUUGUAACCCUAAGGUAGAUGUGCCCUCCUGUUUUGUUGGUUUGGUCCUGGAGAACUGUCAGCUUCCCUUUGCAAAUCACGGACAUGUUAUUUUAGCAGAUCCUUCACCCAUCUUGUUUUAUCCAAUUAGUAGUACUGAGGUCCGUUGCUUGGUUGAUGUUCCUGGACAAAAGUUACCUUCUAUUGCCAAUGGUGAAAUGGCCAACCAUUUGAAAACCAGGGUGGCUCCCCAGCUUCCACCUCAACUUUAUGAUGCCUUUAUCUCAGCAAUUGAUCAAGGAAAGAUAAGGACCAUGCCCAAUAGAAGCAUGCCAGCUGAUCCUUAUCCUACACCUGGAGCCUUAUUAAUGGGUGAUGCCUUCAAUAUGCGCCAUCCUUUAACUGGCGGAGGAAUGACCGUGGCACUAUCUGAUAUUGUUGUACUACGAGAUCUUCUUAAGCCGCUGUCCAACCUGAAUGAUGCGGUUUCAUUGAGCAAAUAUCUUGAAUCCUUCUACACCUUGAGGAAGCCGGUGGCAUCUACCAUUAAUACUCUGGCAGGUGCCCUUUAUAAGGUGUUUUGUGCUUCCCCUGAUCAAGCAAGGAAGGAAAUGCGAGAGGCUUGUUUUGACUACUUGAGUCUCGGAGGUGUUUGUUCAGCAGGUCCAGUGGCUUUACUCUCUGGUCUGAAUCCUCGCCCUUUGAGCCUAGUUGUCCACUUUUUCGCUGUGGCUAUAUAUGGUGUUGGUCGCCUGUUGCUACCAUUUCCUUCACUCAAACGCUUGUGGAUUGGAGCCAGAUUGAUUUCGGCUGCAUCGAGUAUAAUCUUCCCCAUCAUAAAGGCAGAAGGAGUGAGGCAAAUGUUCUUCCCCGUAACCAUGCCAGCAUACUACAGAGCUCCUCCUGCUAAAUGAGAUAAAAACCAAAUGGCAUGCUCAAAGUCGAAGUAGCUUUAGUUUGUUGUUUGGUCUUCAUGUUGUCUCGACAAAGUAGCUUGUAUCUAUGACUAUGCUCCCAUGUAGACUUGGGAUGCCAAAUGUUUCCUUCAAUGACCGUUGUGCAAGAGAUGACUGUAAACGGGUUAUUCAAAUGUAUAAAUGAGCAACCACUUAGAAUCCAGGAGUAUGUGUUCUGCUGACUUUUCCAAAUAUAAUUCAAUGAAAUCCUCCCCAUUCUGCGUGUA